CCCGUCUCAAUCUCCUACCAACAUCUCCCCCAUCAAUCCACAGCACCGCCGCCACUAUGCCUGGCGACAUCACUGACGUCUACGCGGGUGCAAGGCACGAUCCUGCCCUGGCCGAUGGCUCUGGCGACCCCCAUCGCAGGUUGUCGCUCACUGACCAUGUAACCGAGCCGCCGCCAGUCUUCGCCGGCGAGAAGAUGCACCAGGCCGACUACCUCGAGACCGAUUCCACCCACUCCACCCUCCCCACCGAAGAGGAGCUCCACACGCUCCGCCGCGUGCCCGACAAGAUCCCCCUGAAGGCCUUCACCAUCGCCUACAUCGAAUUGGCCGAGCGUCUCUCCUACUACGGCACCACUCAAGUCUUCGUCAACUUCAUCUCCUCGCCGAACCCUGGCACCUCCACGGGCAAAGCCGUUAACCCAGGUGCUGCCGAUGCCCAGCCUGGUGCGCUUGGCAUGGGCCAGCAAGCCUCUACCGGCCUCACCACAUUCAACCAGUUCUGGGUCUACCUGGUCCCGCUCUUCGGUGCCUAUGUUGCCGACACUUAUCUCGGCCGCUACAAGACUAUCGUGUGGUCCGUCCUCAUUGCCAUCAUCGGCCAUGUGGUCCUUACUGCCUCUGCUGCCCCGGCUGUCAUCGAGAAGCCCCACAGCGCUCUCGCUGCCUUCAUCAUCGGCUUGAUUAUUAUGGGCAUUGGCACUGGCGGCUUCAAGCCCAACAUCUCUCCCCUCGUUGCUGAGCAGAUCCCCCGCGAGACCAUGCACGUCAAGACUCUUCCCAAGACCGGCGAGCGCGUCAUUGUGGACCCUGCCGUCACCACCGCCAGAGUCUACAACUGGUUCUAUCUAUUCAUCAACGUCGGUGCUCUGAUUGGCCAGCUCUCCAUGGCCUACGCCGAGCGUUAUGUCGGAUUCUACCUGUCCUUCAUGCUUCCCACCCUCUUCUUCUGCAGCACCCUCCCUAUCCUUUACUUCUGCCGCAACAUGUACGCCCGACGCGCUCCUGAGGGCAGCGUGCUCGGCCCUGCCGUCAAGCUCCUUCUUAGGGCUACCAAGGGUCGCUGGCACAUUAACCCUGUCGCAACUUGGAAGCACAUGAACGAUGGUACCUUCUGGGACACCGUCAAGCCAUCCAAGUUUGGCGCCAACAAGCCCACCUGGAUGACCUUCGACGACGCGUGGGUAGACGAGGUCGGUCGAGGCUGGGCCGCGUGCAGCGUUUUCCUCUGGGUCCCUCUCUACUGGAUUACCUACAACCAGAUCAACAACAAUCUGACCUCGCAAGCCGCAACCAUGUCUCUUCAUGGAGUGCCCAACGAUGUUCUCUCCAAUCUGGACCCUUUCGCACUGAUCAUCUUCAUCCCCAUCUGCGAUCUUUUCCUGUACCCAUUCCUGAGGAAGCGCGGUCUCCGUUUCACCCCCAUCAAAAAGAUUGCCGCCGGGUUUUGGAUGGGUUCCGCGGCCAUGAUCUGCGCUUGCGUUGUCCAACAUUAUAUCUACAAAACCUCCACCUGCGGUUCCUACGCCGGCGGUGAUGACUGCUCCUCCCCGAUCAACGUCUGGGCCCAGACCCCGUCUUACGUUCUGAUUGCCCUCUCUGAGAUCUUUGCUUCCAUCACGACGCUCGAAUACGGUUUCUCCAAGGCACCCAAGAACAUGCGAUCGCUCGUUGCGGCCUUCGCCCUGUUCAUGUCUGCCAUCUCUGCCGCUAUCGGCGAGGCCUUCGUCCCGCUCUCCACCGACCCCCUUCUCGUAUGGAACUACGGCUCCAUGGCUGUCAUCUCAUUCUUCGCUGGGACCAUUUUCUACUUCCAGUACCGCAGCUUGGACCGCGAGGAGGACCACUUGAACAUGCUUCCUACCGGCCACGUUGGCACAGCUGCCCAGCUCGAGGACGUGGAGCGGAGGCUGAGUGUGGUCAGUGUGAAGCACGAGGAGAAGAUCUAGACGUAGAAGAGUUUGCAGUGGUUUUCUUAUCUUAAUGAUAUGCUCAGCUACGAGUCAUGUGGGGAAGACAAAAAAAGUACUAUGGUAAUUAUGGUAGACAAGUGCUACGGGAACG
Messenger RNA from Mytilinidion resinicola, 2061 nucleotides. RefSeq names its product MFS peptide transporter-like protein Ptr2. Gene Ontology annotation, cellular component: membrane. Gene Ontology annotation, molecular function: dipeptide transmembrane transporter activity. The record is from RefSeq and is a predicted model, not a curated record. The transcript is spliced from 3 exons. Gene Ontology annotation, biological process: oligopeptide transport; transmembrane transport. NCBI's taxonomy places the organism in Eukaryota, Fungi, Ascomycota, Dothideomycetes, Mytilinidiales, Mytilinidiaceae. Bases 57 to 1946 code for a protein of 629 amino acids.